AGAUAAACAUUACGUGCGUUAGGCGUUCAUGCUUCGUUAGUAUAAAGCAAAAGUUGUAGGCUACAGGUCGAAACGAACGCUUUUUCUCCGCGGUAGAAGAAAAAGAAACUGCGUUUCUGCGAUCGAGCACAAACGGUGACACGACGCUCGGGCACAGAAGGUAAAACUUGACGUACUCUGAGCAAAGAGAAUGAUGCUGCGGUGAACGAGCCACUGACGGAAAAAUCAUUUGCUAACAAAUCCGCACUGACAAUCUUCAAUAACAAUAGUCUCUUUCACUGAUCGUCCCCGAAAAAAGCCAUGGAUCUUGUUUACAUACCGGAAGUGUUCACAUAUGGGUACUCGCGAAAUCCGCAGUAUCGCGACUACGAGCAACCGUGGAACCAGGACUACUUCAAGUGCGGCAACAAAAAAUCAGAAACUCGACGCAGCACGCGAGAACUGUCUAAAGAAAAUUGUUAUUUAUGCAAAGAAAUGAAAAGGAGGAAUCUAGCUGUUUAUAUAAGAAGUAAAUCACGAAGCGAUUCCUGCCAUGAAGGAAUUCAGGAAGAAGAGGAGAACGAUACGACACACGGCGAGCAAAAAACUGCAGAUCCAAGUCAAAAUAAAUCUGCGAAAUCACGCAAUACAGAAAAACAGAAAUCGUAAUUCUUUGGUAUUGUAAACAGUAAUAUAAGCUUCAUAUAAGCAUAAUAUCUGCAACCGUAAAUAUGCGUACAUAAGGAAGUUACUUUAAUUUUAACGAUUAUAUUACGUUCUUAUGUUUAUCUUACAUUGAAUUAUUAUUUUUGACAAAAUGUAUUUCUAUAUAACAACACAAUAAUGAUAGACUUCUAAAUUUCUAUCAUUAUUGUGUUUUAUACUUUACAGAUAUUCAACAAUUUUUUAAUGGUAUAUAUAAAAUUUGCAUCUUUAAAGACGAAAAUAUGAAUGGAUUCUCAAGAUUUAUACUGAAGUAUAUCAUUUUUAACGAAAAUGUAUAUCAUUGCCAUUAUUAUAAAAAUCAUGAUUGACAUAAGUGCAUAAAUUGUUAAAAAAUUGCAACAAAUCUUUCGAUCGACUGAAAUACUCAUAAAAUUUAUUUGAACUAUAUCAAAUAAAGCUAUUUAAGAAAUAUGAAAAAUUUAUAUCAAGAUGUACUCAGUAAAUUACUUUACUCGUUCAAUUAGGUUUUAUCAAUAUUUGCUGCGCGCUAAUUGUUCAAUAAAUAUCUUUGUGUAUAAAUGUGAAUGUAAAUAGCUUCUUACAAAUAUGUAUUUAUUGUGUCAUAUAAAAAAAAAUAGAAUGUCUAAAAUUACAUAAUAAUGGACAUAUCCAAUUUUUAUAAAGACUGUUUACUGUGGCUUUGAUAAAUUUUCAUAACCAUUGAUAAGGGUUUUAAUAAUUAAUAAUUUUGAAUCUAUGAUGAAUCUACAUGAAUUAUACCAUUGAAAAAGGCAAAAGAAAUAAAAUAUCAAUGUAAUAACAAUUUUUAGAUUUAUCUGUAACUAUUUUGUCUGGAACAACUAAGAUCAGCUAAAAUUGUGCAAAAUUUAAUAUAAUCAAAAUUUGAAAAUUUAAUGAAGUUUCAAAAUUAAUUGUUGCAUAAGACUGAGUACAUGAUUGUGCGUUAUAAGAAUAGCGAAUAGUGUAGUUGGUAAGUUAAUUCACAUAAAUGUCAUUAACAUUUCACUUGUAACAUAGCAUUACAUAAUGUACUUAUUGUUAGCUCUGAGAGAUAAGAUUCUAAUUUUUUUAAAGACGAUUAAAAAUAUGGAGAAUGCCGGUAUUGAUAUGCUUUUACUUAUCAUGUAGUGAGAUAAUAUUUAUCUAAUAAGGUUUAUAUUUAAGUUACUGUAUUAUUGCAUAUAACCAUGAUAUUGUCACAAAUAUUUUCACUUCACAAGCUUGGUGAUUUUAAACAUCACUUUGAUUGCUUGAAAAUAAAAAUUAUAAACAAUAAA
Molecule: messenger RNA, 1943 nt
Organism: Linepithema humile (Argentine ant)
Lineage: Eukaryota; Metazoa; Arthropoda; Insecta; Hymenoptera; Formicidae
Gene: fok
Product: fledgling of Klp38B
Source: RefSeq, a predicted model, not a curated record